UCUCACAUGAGGCUCAGCCAGCAUCGCUCCGCUUUUACGCGCAGAACGAAGCCAGUGUUCCCUCCAGCUGCGCUCCUCCACGGUCCGGCCAUGCAGCUCAGCGCGCACGAGUCGUGCCAUUCCCUCUUCCUGCUCUGCCUCCUCCUGAGGAGCUGCCAGGCCUUCAAGAACGACGCCACGGAGCUGCUCUUCUCGCAUGUGAGCCCGCCGGUACCAGAGGUCCAGAGCAACGUGUCCCUGAACCGGGCGCGGACCGGCGGCAGAGCCGCGGCGGCGGCGGCGGCGGCGGGCAACGCUGCGCACGACAGAGGCGAGCGAAGUCAGAUCGGCUGCAGAGAGCUGAGGUCCACCAAGUACAUCUCGGACGGCCACUGCACCAGCAUCAACCCCAUCAAGGAGCUGGUGUGCGCGGGCGAGUGCCUCCCCGCUCAGAUGCUGGAGAACUGGAUCGGCGGCGCCCACGGCAGGAAGUUCUGGGGCCGCCGGAACGACAACCAGGACUGGCGGUGCGUCAACGACAAGACCCGCACCCAGCGCAUCCAGCUGCAGUGCCAGGACGGCAGCACGAGAACCUACAAGAUCACCGUGGUCACCUCCUGCAAGUGCAAGAGGUACUCGAGGCAGCACAACGAGUCGGCCAACAAGUUCGAGGAGCCGGUCGUGUCGCCGCCGCAGCUCCUGCACAAACACAAGUCCAAGAGCAAAAGGAGGCUGGGGAAGAACCGCCUGAGCGAGAACUGGCACGAGACGGAACCCUGAGAGGCCUUCCAGACUUUCAGAGCGACUCUCAAACCUUCAGGAGUUUUGUGUCUGUGAUGUUAAGACACGACAUCCGGAGGUUGUGGAUUAUCUCUGUGUGACUGAUUUAUGUGAAGCUGGUUCCUCACUACGAUGGAGAACUCCAAUGGGCACGCUGAGGACUCGUCUUGACGUUUGAAUCCAUGUGGUUGAAGAUAAUGUGAACGGGACUGAGCUUCCCGGAGCCACGCGUUGUCCCAGCUGUGGCCCCGUGCAUGCGUUCCUAUAAUCGUUUUAUAUGCGGAUGGAGAUCUGUAGCCAGCAAGGCGCCAACACCAGUAACCAACCAACACACAGCAUCUUAAAGAUAAACUCAUGUGUAAAUAUUUGUACAUAUAUCAAAUUCUUACUUGCCUUUUGAAGUAUGGCCAUGUGUAUAAAAUUUUACUAUGUAAGAUUUAUGAUGUAUGUGUGAUGUAAUAUAUUUCCUGAUCCGUUUUUGCUCGAGUGGCGUCAUCGUGUGGGUGAAGUCUGGAAAAGCUUUGUCAUCAAUCAUCCUUGUAAUAACUGUGUAUGAAAUAAAUAUCACUUUUUAUCUCA
Molecule: messenger RNA, 1338 nt
Organism: Stegastes partitus (bicolor damselfish)
Lineage: Eukaryota; Metazoa; Chordata; Actinopteri; Pomacentridae
Gene: sostdc1a
Product: sclerostin domain containing 1a
Exons: 2
Coding region: 7-759 (250 amino acids)
Biological process (GO): negative regulation of BMP signaling pathway; negative regulation of Wnt signaling pathway
Molecular function (GO): BMP binding
Source: RefSeq, a predicted model, not a curated record